GUAAACAUUUAUAUAGGAUUGUUCAAUAUCGUACAUCGUGCUGUUAUUAUUAAAUUUCAGGUUGGAAAAAGAAUAAUAUUAAGUACAAUAUGCUGAGAGGAAUCCUGUCAAAAGUUUCACAAACAUACCAAGUGCAAAGAUGUGCAGUACAAACCAGAUAUCGAAUUUCAACAGCAUUGAACAUAACAAGCACUUGCACAGGCAAGGAUUUGCAACCGAGUGGACCGAUCCAAUCGCAAACUGAUAGUUACCUCCACAUUCUUAAAAACGCAACCGAUGCUAAAGAAGUUUUGGAAUUCAUGCCUGCCCUCAACAAGCGUGAUAUAAAUCGGCAAGCCGUUACCCUAGCGGCAUUGAAAUCUCUUUUCGAACUGCACAAACAGGGCAAAACUAGUAUUCAACGAAAUGAGAUUUUGAACCAUUCGCGCUUUUCUGAAUUGUGCAAAGCGCUUAAGCACGAGUCACGAUCAUUCAUGAUAAACGAUGUCACGGAGAGUCUGAAAAUACUUACUUAUUUUGGAGUUCAUUCCAACAGUGAAAUCAUGACUGUCCUGUUGAACCUGCUACGGUAUCAAAUCAAUGAUGUUACACUUGAUCAUAUCGUGUUUCUGGAUUUCAUUUUAAAGAAAAUGGAACGAAGUCCGCUAAUUGAAGCUCUUCAACUGGCCCUUCCAAUGUUACUACAAAUUCAAAUAUCUUACAAAAUGGAUCAUGAAAACAUUCAACAGUUAGUAGAUUUGCUGGGCUUCAUCACGCAACACAACGUUUCGAACCGUUGUAUCACUAAUGUACUAAGUGCUCUAACACUGCAUGGUGCUAAUCUUAGUAGUCAACAAGCUGCGGAUAUUUUAAUUUCAAUGACCGAGUGUAUAAACUUCGAACCUGUCCAUUUGAAAUUGUUAGAUAAUGUAUUCGAAGUGUUGACUAAAGGACUUAAUCAACUCAGUUUCAAAACCGUUGACUUCAUAUUGAAAAAGAUGGUCGAAAAAAAUGUGGACAGAUAUCCAAUGUUGUACAACGACGCUUUUCUAAAGUGUUGCUCACAAUUCCCUGUGGACAAUGAUCUCGGUCUGAUGAAUGCCUUAUACUUACAGAAAAAGCUUAACAAAAUAGCGUACCUACAUGUUCCGUUACUAGAAUAUAUAGCUUCGCAUGCUCACAGUCUAUCAAUCGUUCCAAAAGCUGGUAUCAUAACAAUUGUAGCUGCGUUUUCGAAUGCAAAUUAUAAACCUUCGAACUGGAAUACCAUUAAGUCUGAAAUUCAACAACAUUCAACUAUUUCGAAUGCCUCCAUUCCGUGGAUACGUUACAACUUGGAGCUUCUAUCGCUGGAUAUAUUCAAUAAACAGUUGAUCCGACAAUAUCUGGAACCAUUCAUUUUGGAAAAGAAUAUGGCACGAAAUUCCGUUGUUGACUACUUGCAACUACUAGAACUUUCCCAAGCUCUGCAACUGCUACAUCCGGAGUAUGAUGGGCCGCUACCUGAUGCACGAUACCUUGAAAAGGCAACGGCUCUUCUUCACGAGGACAUAGAAUUACCAUUACUAAAACCACUCGAAGUCAUAUUCGGUGGUGAGGGAAGCGUUUUGUCUCAAGUCACUACAGGUUAUGGGCACGUGCUACAUCAUGUCGUUGUAUUCGACCAGAAUGGAAUAGCCAUCAAGCAUGCGGACUAUACCGAGGAAAAACGUGCACGAAUUGAAGACCUAUUUGGCGGAGGAAAGCAACCAGUUGUCGUCUUGUGUGUUCCGAAAAGCUUCUAUGCCAUCAAUAUCAAUCGGCUCAGGGGGAGAUUCGCAAUGAACAUUCGAACUAUCGAGACCUUAGGGGUUCCUGUUGUCCCAAUAUCCUACCAGCUGUGGUACAACUUACCUGAAGCAGAGCGGAUACCUUUCCUUGAACGAGAAAUUAGAACAAAACUAGCACAAAAGAACCAAUAAACUUGGUUUGUUAAUAAAAGACUAGUAAACUA
This is a messenger RNA of Malaya genurostris, 1972 nucleotides long. RefSeq lists its product as uncharacterized. The record is from RefSeq and is a predicted model, not a curated record. The transcript has 3 exons. NCBI's taxonomy places the organism in Eukaryota, Metazoa, Arthropoda, Insecta, Diptera, Culicidae. The coding region runs from base 90 to 1940 and encodes 616 amino acids.